This is a messenger RNA of Scophthalmus maximus (turbot), 1813 nucleotides long. Its product is annotated as serine/threonine-protein kinase NIM1. The transcript is spliced from 4 exons. Gene Ontology annotation, biological process: intracellular signal transduction; microtubule cytoskeleton organization; protein phosphorylation. Gene Ontology annotation, molecular function: protein serine/threonine kinase activity; tau-protein kinase activity; ATP binding. The record is from RefSeq and is a predicted model, not a curated record. Bases 61 to 1410 code for a protein of 449 amino acids. Lineage: Eukaryota; Metazoa; Chordata; Actinopteri; Pleuronectiformes; Scophthalmidae. Gene Ontology annotation, cellular component: cytoplasm.
UCUCUGAAGCUCCCUUCACUUGUUGAGUCACAGUCAGGUGUUCCAGCCUGAGGGACGGACAUGAAGGAGCCGAAGCUCGCAGCCAUCACAAUGAGGCUUUGGCCAAAGAAGAAAGCGAGCAAAACAUCCAAAGACGAGGCUCAAAAAGAGGACAAGACAGCCAGGCCACUGGCCUCUGCUGCCGCAUGUGCCUUCCCACAGCUGACCGAAGCAGAGAGAACCAGGAUGUCACCAUUUGAGAGGAUCAUCUAUGACAUGGCCCACAACGAGAAGAUCGUCAAUGACCUGAUGCUUGGACGGAGGGUUGGCUUUUAUGAGCUGCGCGGAGAGAUUGGGCAGGGUAACUUCUCCACGGUCAGACUGGGCAUCCACGCCUUGACGAAAGAGAGAGUAGCUGUCAAAGUCAUGGACAAGCUGCGUCUGGAGAAGAGGAAGAAACAGCCCUUGACUUCCUUAGAGAUCAGCUGCAUGGAGAAGCUGUGCCACCCCAACAUAGUGCGUCUUUAUGAGGUGAUUGAGACCAGCCGGAAAAUGUAUCUGGUGAUGGAGUACGGCAGCGGCGGGGAUCUGUUCUCCCGGAUCACCACCAGGGGGAAGCUCGACGAGCUGGAAACCAAGCUGAUCUUUGCACAAGUGAUCUCUGCUGUUCAACACAUGCAUGACAACAACAUCGUCCACGGAGACCUCAAGGCAGAAAACAUCUUCUACACCACCAGCUACUGCAUCAAGGUGGGGGAUUUUGGCUUCAGCACAGAGAGCAGCCCCAAUGAGCCUCUCACCAACUUCUGUGGCUCUCCACCGUAUGCCGCUCCUGAACUGUUCAGGGAGAAGGGAUACAUUGGACGCUAUUCUGAUAUUUGGGCUUUAGGUAUUCUCUUGUACUUCAUGGCGACGGCCACAUUGCCCUUUUACGGGGACAACCUGGGGAGGCUGAAACGCUGCAUCCUCCAGGGAGCUUACAGAAUCCCUUCACAUGUGCCCGAUUCCUGCCAGCUGGUCAUCAAGGGCAUGCUGCGGCCUGUGCCUGCUGAUCGCUCCUCCCUCGCACAGAUUAUAAACAGUGCUUGGCUAAAGGGGCUUGAGUACCCUCGUCCCUAUGUCCUGUUGCCCCUGUCCCCGGCCCACUUUGCCCAGGCCGGCCAGGCUCUGUGUGUGGUGGAGCAGGAGGUGAAGAGCUUGCUGUCCGAUCUAGGUAUUGUGACCGUUCAUUUCAAAAACCAUCCCUGCUCCGAUUGUCGGAGCCCGUUGACGGGGACCUACCGGAUCCUCCUCCAUCGGGUCCAGAAGCGGAGGUCGGUGGAGGCUGUAGGUUAUUCAGCGCUUCAUCCUGAGGAAUAUGGGAACCCAAAGAACUGGUUCGCGGCAUCUGUGGACAAACACACUCCCUCUGCUGUCUGUGUUGUUUUGUAAUGAAGAGCUGGACUGCUUUAGUUUUGGCAACACAGGCACUUUAACACAUGCAGAUGUGCCCAUUUGCUCCUAUUCAAGUUGUAUUGUGCAAUAUUGGAAUGAAAAGGUGCACAUGCGGGUCAGUUGGACGGUUCCUCUGUCCCACAGCGUAAGUCAAUUAUAGCUCACAGACCAGAACAACUCUCUCAGGUAAUUAGAAAUGGAUUUCUGUUCUGAUUAUAUCACAGACAACAAGCUUAGUGAGGCAAAAUAUGCAUCUGUAUGCCUAUGAGCAUCUUCCAAUCCCUCUUAGUCAGAGCAUAAAUCUACUGAACUAAUCCUCGGCCACAAGUAAUCCUAAUCAUGGAGACGCUGAGAACAUGUUUGGUCCAACUAAAAAGAAACAUGAGAAUAUGGAGGAAAA